Grammomys surdaster is the source of this 1509-nucleotide messenger RNA. It is a transcript of the gene Rasgef1c, whose product is annotated as RasGEF domain family member 1C. The record is from RefSeq and is a predicted model, not a curated record. Gene Ontology annotation, cellular component: plasma membrane. The annotation marks the transcript as partial. Lineage: Eukaryota; Metazoa; Chordata; Mammalia; Rodentia; Muridae. Gene Ontology annotation, biological process: positive regulation of GTPase activity; Ras protein signal transduction. The transcript is spliced from 13 exons. Gene Ontology annotation, molecular function: guanyl-nucleotide exchange factor activity.
CGCGCGGGAUCGCGGCGGGCUGCGAGCGGGCGAGCAGGCAGCGCCCGGUCCACGGUGCAGCGGCUGCGACGGGCGCGGCGGGCGCUGCCGAUGGGCCGAGCCCGGGCUGCCGGAGCGCCGGGAGCCGGCAGGCAUGCCCCGGACACUGACUGCCUCGGACAUGGUCACCCCAGGCAGCCUCAGCCCGCCUCCUACAGAAUCCACAGAAGGCGAGCAGGCUGGGCAGCCCCUCCUGGACGGAGCUCCAUCCUCAGCCUCUUUGGAGACCCUAAUUCAGCACCUUGUGCCCACAGCCGAUUACUAUCCCGAGAAAGCCUACAUCUUCACCUUCCUGCUGAGCUCUCGUCUCUUCAUCGAGCCCCGAGAGCUCCUGGCUCGGGUGUGCCACCUGUGCAUAGAGCAGCAACAGCUGGACAAGCCGGUGCUGGACAAGGCCCGAGUCCGGAAGUUUGGUGCCAAAUUGCUCCAGUUGUUAGCGGAGUGGACUGAGACCUUCCCACGGGACUUUGAAGAGGAGUCCACCAUUGGACACCUGACAGACGUGGUUGGCCGCAUCUCCCCAUGUGACGAGACCUACGGGAACAGGAUGCACCAGCUCCUGCAGACUCUGCACCAGAAAUUGGCAUCACUUGGCCAGGGACCAGAAGGCCUGGUGGGGGCCGACAAGCCCAUCUCCUACAGGACCAAGCCCCCAGCCUCCAUCCACAGGGAGCUCCUAGGUGUUUGCAGUGACCCCUACACACUGGCCCAGCAACUGACCCAUGUGGAGCUGGAGCGACUAAGGCACAUUGGGCCCGAGGAGUUUGUCCAGGCUUUUGUGAACAAGGACCCUCUGGCGGGCACAAAGCCCCGCUUCAAUGACAAGACGAACAACGUAGAGGCCUACGUGAAAUGGUUCAACAGACUAUGCUACCUGGUAGCAACGGAAAUCUGCAUGCCAGCCAAGAAGAAGCAGCGAGCACAGGUGAUCGAGUUCUUCAUUGAUGUGGCCCGCGAGUGUUUCAACAUCGGCAACUUCAACUCCCUCAUGGCCAUUAUCUCCGGCAUGAAUAUGAGCCCUGUCUCCAGGCUGAAGAAGACUUGGGCCAAAGUGAAAACAGCCAAGUUCUUCAUUCUGGAGCACCAGAUGGACCCAACGGGGAAUUUCUGCAACUAUAGGACAGCCCUGCGUGGGGCAGCCCACCGCUCACUGACUGCUCACAGCAGCAGGGAGAAGAUUGUCAUCCCUUUCUUCAGCCUGCUCAUCAAAGACAUUUACUUCCUCAAUGAGGGCUGCGCCAACCGCCUUCCCAAUGGGCAUGUCAACUUUGAGAAAUUUCUGGAACUGGCCAAGCAGGUUGGAGAGUUCAUUACUUGGAAACAAGUGGAAUGUCCUUUCGAGCAAGACCCAAGCAUCACCCAUUACCUGUACACUGCCCCCAUCUUCAGCGAAGACGGUCUGUAUUUGGCUUCCUAUGAAAGCGAGAGCCCAGAGAACCAGACAGAAAAGGAGAGGUGGAAAUCUCUAAG